CCUGCCCGUUCGUCUGCCUGCCUUUAUCUCACCUCUCCCCUCCAGCCGCCCCGAAAACCCUCCACUCCUCCUCCACUCCUCCAACCACAAGCUCCCUCUCCCAUACGCCUCAAUUGGUUCCGUCAUCCGAGCCUCCGUCUCGCCGCCGGCUCCUUCGUCUUCGCGAUCCGUCUCUGCUGUCAUUUCUUUCCUUCUUCCUGCUCCAUCUCCUGCCGGCUCACCAUCCAGCCCUGUGUCCCGUUGUCGCGUCUCGCUUGCUUGGUCGCACGAGCAUCGACCUCUGCCCCGAUUGAGUAAAGCUAUGCGAUAAGGUCUUUUUGACCACAACAACGCCAAAGAUGACGUCCCCGUCGAAAAACAUCCCCGAGCCUCCGAGAGCUUCCUCGCCCGCCCCGGACCAACCCCGAUCCUAUUCCGCCUCAGUCCCCCGAGCCGACCUGACGGCGCGUCUUGCCUCUCCCGUUCCAGGACAUUACCUCCACACCCCCCCUCCGCGCGGAGCCUCGCCCUCCCCAAACGCAGGUGGCAAGUCUGAGAGUCUUGAUGACUUCGCUCCCCUGCCUGGAAACAACACCAGUGCCCAGGGCCCUGGUGUAUCAGCCCUCGCUGCUGCUCUCUCCCACUCAUUCGGCCAGUCACCACCUCGCCAUGGCACACCUCCCGCGCGCCUAAGUACGCCCCCGAUCCGAUCUCAGUCUCCUGCCCUUGGUGGGCAACGAGGUUCGGGUCCCCCGACCAACUAUGGCUCCUUUGACUCGAGGACGCGGCCCGCUCUCGGUACCAGCGCGCCUUUCGAGGAUCCCGAAAUCAUCAAGCGCCAUCUGGUUCAACCGAGUGAUGACAACACGGCAUCAGAAGAGUCGUCUCUGCUUGGUAACAAGGGCAAGAAGCCUGCCGAGGCUACCGCUACAGGUGUAAGCGAGGAGGAGUUCUCAAGUCUCCAACUUCAGGGAGGAGAUGUGCACCGGGGCAUCUACAAGUGGACAGAGCAGGCUGAGGCCAAGUCCAAGAUGCAACGCAGCAAGAGCUUCGACCUGGGCAGACCCGAACCCGAGGCCGAAGUGCUGGAUAUUAACUCAAUCAAGGUUCCUGGUGGCUUCCGUAGAAAUCAUAUCCGCCGAUCCGCCCGUAGCCCCAACGGACUAGGCGGGGACCUCGAGGACGGUGCCGAAUCCCCCCAAGGCGGUCAGCAGCAACUCUUCACGUCGAGCUUCCUCGAGUUCCUGUCGAUAUACGGACAUUUUGCGGGUGAGGAGCUGGAGGAAGACGACGAAAACCUCGGGCCCAACGAAUACUUCUCGUCCGGCGAGGAUACCGACGAAUACUCCGAUGACGAGCGAGAACCGAUGGAGGACAGUGCUCUGCUCACCCCGUCGAGGCGGAGGCGCAAGAGAAAGGUGCGCGGUGGUAGCGGAAAGAACACCCCCCUAAACGCCGCUCUGUUACUCCUGAAGUCGUUUGUCGGCACUGGUGUCCUUUUCCUCCCCCGCGCAUACCUAAACGGCGGUAUGCUGUUCAGUAACCUGGUUCUCCUGGGAGUCUCCGCCCUCAGCUACUACUGCUUCGUUCUGCUCGUGAACACUCAGAUGAGAAUCGGUGGUUCGUUCGGUGAUUUGGGAGGUGCCCUCUAUGGCCCGUACAUGCGCAAUAUCAUUCUUGCAUCCAUCGUUCUCAGCCAGAUCGGAUUCGUGGCCGCCUAUAUUGUUUUCACCUCAGAAAACCUGCAGGCCUUCAUCCGGGCCGUUUCCAACUGCAAAACCAGCAUCAGCAUCCCUUGGCUGAUUCUGAUGCAAAUGGUCAUCUUCCUGCCCUUCUCCCUGCUCCGAGAUAUUGAGAAGCUGGGAUUCACGGCGCUGGUUGCAGAUGCCUUUAUCCUGAUUGGCCUUGCAUAUCUCUUUUACUACGACGUCUUAACUCUUCAUCUGGAGGGUCUGUCGGAUAUUAUCAUGUUCAACAAGAAGGAUUGGACCCUGUUCAUCGGAACUGCCAUCUUCACUUUCGAGGGUAUUGGUCUCAUCAUUCCUGUCCAGGAGUCGAUGAGGCACCCACAAAAGUUCCCCAAGGUCCUACUAAUUGUCAUGAUCAUCAUCACCGUUCUCUUCAUCGUCAUGGGCGCCAUCUCAUACGCCGCAUACGGGUCCCACACCGAGACUGUGGUCCUCCUCAACUUGCCGCAGGACAACAAGAUGGUCAACGGUGUGCAGUUGCUUUACUCGUGUGCUAUUCUUCUCUCGACGCCUCUGCAGAUCUUCCCGGCCAUCCGUAUCGCGGAGACGGAGCUGUUCACUCGCAGUGGCAAGUACAAUCCUUACAUCAAAUGGAAGAAGAACGUCUUCCGAUUCUUUGUGGUUAUGCUUUGUGCGGCCAUCGCGUGGGGUGGAGCGGAACACCUCGACAAGUUUGUUGCGCUUGUGGGCAACUUUGCCUGCAUCCCGCUAGUCUACAUUUAUCCUCCCAUGCUGCACUACAAGGCUGUUGCGCGCAGCAAGUUCUGGAAGUACUCGGAUAUCUUUCUCUGUCUCUUUGGUUUCACCGCCAUGGCAUACACGACGAGUCUCACUGUCAUGAGCUGGGCCAAUGCAGAGCCGAAGAUGCCCGGUUACUGUGAUAAGAAGGGGAUGGGCUUGUAAGAGGUUGAUGUUCAAGGUGAUGUUUAAGGUAGGGAUGGGAAGAGAGUGGGGGUGGUUGUUGGAUAUGAUGUGUGAUGGGUGGCCG
Molecule: messenger RNA, 2715 nt
Organism: Ilyonectria robusta
Lineage: Eukaryota; Fungi; Ascomycota; Sordariomycetes; Hypocreales; Nectriaceae
Product: transmembrane amino acid transporter protein-domain-containing protein
Exons: 2
Coding region: 339-2630 (763 amino acids)
Biological process (GO): amino acid transmembrane transport
Molecular function (GO): amino acid transmembrane transporter activity
Source: RefSeq, a predicted model, not a curated record